AUGAGAUAUUCAGGAAACGAGGAGGGCGAGGGAAGCCAAGCACCACCUCCCGAGGACGGCUCACUGGCAACCUCCGGCGCGCGCGACGACAGGCUGCGGAGAUCCACGCAGCAGAGCCGCUCUAACGAGCACGUGGAGAUGUCACCGAGGAGCCCUGCCAGCAGUGCGGGUAAAGAACGAUCUUCCCCGUCGACGGUCGUACCGGCCAUCCAGAGCGUGGCUGUGUAUGCGAAGCUCCCGCAGCCAACAGGCGCAAAGGUGAGGCUCUUCCAGCAUGUAGGAGUAUACCUGCGUCGGUCGGGACGGUUCCAAACGCGAGAGGACGACGCGCCGGGCAGCGGGACGAAUGUGUCGAGGUGCGAGGGAGAGCCUGCGCGCGCCGUCGACGUGGACGAGGACGAGGAUGAUGGACCAUAUGUCGUCGUUCAGCGCAUGAUGGUUCGCCGCCUGCAUCUCUGA
This is a messenger RNA of Fomitopsis serialis, 459 nucleotides long. RefSeq lists its product as uncharacterized. Bases 1 to 459 code for a protein of 152 amino acids. Lineage: Eukaryota; Fungi; Basidiomycota; Agaricomycetes; Polyporales; Fomitopsidaceae. The record is from RefSeq and is a predicted model, not a curated record. The transcript is spliced from 2 exons.